Macaca mulatta (Rhesus monkey) is the source of this 831-nucleotide messenger RNA. It is a transcript of the gene HMGN4, whose product is annotated as high mobility group nucleosomal binding domain 4. NCBI's taxonomy places the organism in Eukaryota, Metazoa, Chordata, Mammalia, Primates, Cercopithecidae. The record is from RefSeq and is marked validated. Gene Ontology annotation, cellular component: chromatin; nucleus. Gene Ontology annotation, biological process: chromatin organization. Gene Ontology annotation, molecular function: nucleosomal DNA binding.
UGCCGGGCUCCCCUAGUCUUCUCUAUCUUGGGGCUGCUGCUGGCCCUGCCCACGCCUAGGGCUCCGGCGCGUCAAGGGCCUCAGCUGGGAUUCCCGCGCCCCUCGAACGGCCACGAAACUCGGACAUCUUUCCAGGAGCAGUGUGAGGAGGACAGAAACACCCACCAGGACUGCUCAAGCCGCCUGCCAACACUGCUGCCACCAUGCCAAAGAGAAAGGCAAAAGGAGAUGCUAAAGGUGAUAAAGCAAAGGUGAAGGAUGAGCCACAGAGGAGAUCAGCGCGGUUAUCUGCUAAACCAGCUCCUCCAAAACCAGAGCCCAGGCCUAAAAAGGCCUCUGCAAAGAAGGGAGAGAAGCUUCCCAAAGGGAGAAAGGGGAAAGCAGAUGCUGGCAAGGAUGGGAACAACCCUGCAAAAAACCGAGAUGCCUCUACACUCCAGUCCCAGAAAGCAGAAGGCACUGGGGAUGCCAAGUGAAAUGUACAUUUUUGAUAGCUCUGUCUUAUAGUGAUUCUACUGUUUGAAAUACUAUUUUUUUAAAUCAAGUUUUAUAAAACCGUAGAAUUUUGGCUCUCUUUUUUAAGUUAUGUUGUUAGCACAUAGGACACUUCCUUGUUGUCUUUUGUGGAAAGGGCAAAUACCACUAAUAGGGUGUAUCUCAGAAACUGAAUUGAAAUAGGGGAAAAUAGGAUUUUCUGUCCUGUUUGAAGAUUAUUCUUGAUUCCCUUGAUUCCCAGGAGAGAUUCUCUGACAUUCACAUGUCAGCCACUUUGGCACAGAAGCCUUACAGUGUGGGGAACCAAAACUUCGUGUCUCCUCUUUCCCUGAUGCC